AGCUCACUCGAUCUGUCCUGAAUAUCUUCAUUCGCGCAGCCAGUUGCCAUAUGACUGACAGAGAACGACAAGAAACCCUGUCAGUUACGAUAUAAUGAAAGGAAUAUCUACAUUAUACACAAAUCAAAUUAGUCCAUGUUCCACGAUCAGACGUAAUAACACGGCCAGCCAAUAAGAUGAUGGAACCGAAGCAACUGGAUGUUCCCCCAACAAUCAACUAAAAGCUGGGACAGAAAGAAACGUAGGAAGGAAUAUCCUUCGAUUCAUUUCAAGAAUUCUGAAUUCAUACGCAUUUAAUAUACAGUUCAGAGUUCACUUCCUUCUUUAAACCAUGAUUAAAUUAACUGAUGAUAAAGACAUCAGGUGACUCCUUAUUUAGGCCUACGUAAGGUAUAAAAGGAAAUCAUUCAGUGGUCUACGUAUGUUACGGCUCUAGAAUCUUGCAGGUAAAGAACCAACGUGAAAAGAAAACGAAACGCCAUGAAGAUCUUGUAUGCAGUUUUAUGCACCUUGGUAUCCGUGCAUUGCCUAGGUGUGAGAGAGAAAGGAAUAAGAUGGCUGCUGAAGAACCGAAAUGAAGAUUGGGGUUGGGGAAUGCGAAGUGAGGCGGAGGCCAUCACGGCGCUUCAGUUGGCUAAAGGAAGUGGCUGGUAUAAUCCCGAUAAGCCAAACACCGUCGCCAGCGUCAAAGAAAUGAAUUUGGUUCUCCUGGCAGCUAUUAGCAACUACCCAGGAUUGGACACUGCCGCCUGGUAUGGCGGAAAACUUGGCCAGUUCAUCAACGGCCUUGUGUCUACCUGUCAAAACCCGGCAAAUUUCUAUGACCAUAACCUUAUAGAACUUCUCAUGAACCAAAUGAACAACUUUCCCAAGUAUUACUUUAACCACAAUUUCGCCUACAGCUGGGCUGUGUUGGCUCUGUGCAACUCUGGUGCUAUAAACGAGACGUACUACAAACGUCUUCUGGAUGGAGCGGGGAAUUAUACUUUCGGAGUUGAUGAAGCUGCAAUAUCAGUGAUUGCAUUGUGUUGUGUGAGAGACCGGACUGGGGCAUCUGACGUCAUACCUGCCAUCAAUACUGGGGUCCAGUAUAUUCUGUCUAAUAUCAAACCGGAUGGUUCAUUUGGCAACCAAUACACUACCGGACUGGCUGUUCAGGCUCUGUACGCAGAUAAUGAAAACAGUCGAAAACUGAUCAAGAAGAAAGCUCAACUUACCCUCUUAGCCUAUCAACAGCCAGAUGGAUCGUUUGGAGGAGUGACAGCUGCCAAUCAGGUUCUCCCCGCCCUUGCUGGCAAAUCAUACGCUGAUUUGGGAGACAUCAAUAUCUGUCAGAAGCUCACUACUACUCAAGCUCCGCCAACUACGACCACAACUCCCACACAACUCACAUUCACCAUCCAGGUAGUUGCUAAUAUAGAAGGACACAGUGAAAACCAGAGUUACUAUGUGACCGUUCCAGUAGGAUCAUCCUUGUACGAUUCCAUGGGUAUUCUUCAGGAAAGUGUAUCAGAUUUCAGUUUCAAGGCCAAGGACACCUCCCUUGGUCACUACAUCACCGAGAUUAACGGCAUAUCGGAGGAUCCAGAGAAGAGAACAUAUUGGCAAAUUCUUAAGGCACCGGACACCCCAUUGGAAGUGGGAGUUGAUGGCUAUAUCCCGAAUCCUGGAGACGUCAUUAUCUUUCGACUGUCAACCUAUUAGCCAAAACGGUACCAAUGACGUAAAGAAAGAACUUCCAGUGCCUGUAUAUCAACUAGAAAAUGUGAACAUUCAGCUUUAUUAUACAUCGAAAACUGUAUCCAUGACCCCACUUACGAUUUCAUAUAAUUGAGGACGAUCUUACAUUAAAAAA
This is a messenger RNA of Lingula anatina, 1855 nucleotides long. RefSeq names its product cobalamin binding intrinsic factor. Gene Ontology annotation, molecular function: cobalamin binding. NCBI's taxonomy places the organism in Eukaryota, Metazoa, Brachiopoda, Lingulata, Lingulida, Lingulidae. Gene Ontology annotation, biological process: cobalamin transport. The record is from RefSeq and is a predicted model, not a curated record.